Messenger RNA from Orussus abietinus, 967 nucleotides. It is a transcript of the gene mago, whose product is annotated as protein mago nashi homolog. The transcript has a single exon. Gene Ontology annotation, cellular component: exon-exon junction complex; nucleus; catalytic step 2 spliceosome. Bases 267 to 707 code for a protein of 146 amino acids. The record is from RefSeq and is a predicted model, not a curated record. NCBI's taxonomy places the organism in Eukaryota, Metazoa, Arthropoda, Insecta, Hymenoptera, Orussidae. Gene Ontology annotation, biological process: RNA splicing.
UGUAAGAAAGGACUCUAACCUCAAAAUAAUUCGGCACUGGACCGGACUUUCAGAGCUCGCACGAGUUGCUGUUAAAACUCACGUUUCUGUGAAGUAUAUUGAAUUCCUGAUCUUAUCCCCAAACCAAUGGUAUUAGGCCUUAGGAAAAGACCGAAUUCCAAAAAAGAUAAAGAAUUCCUGAUCUCGUAUAAGUUCAAGACACCAAAGGAAGCGAAAAGUCAUCAAGCGUAGACGAAUCGAGGUUAGAUUGACAAGACAUAGUAGUUAUGUCGACAGACUUUUACAUACGCUACUACGUGGGGCACAAGGGAAAGUUCGGCCACGAAUUUCUGGAGUUCGAGUUCAGGCCCGACGGUAAACUCAGAUAUGCGAAUAAUUCUAACUAUAAGAAUGAUACCAUGAUCCGCAAAGAAGCUUACGUUCACAACUGCGUCAUGGAGGAGUUGAAACGCAUCAUCCAGGACUCGGAGAUCAUGCAAGAGGAUGACUCCUUGUGGCCGCAGCCUGACAGGGUGGGUCGUCAAGAGCUCGAGAUUGUAAUCGGUGACGAACACAUAUCCUUCACCACGUCAAAGACAGGAUCUUUAUUGGAUGUGAAUCAGUCUCGAGACCCUGAAGGACUUAGAUGUUUCUACUACCUCGUCCAGGACCUGAAGUGCUUGGUCUUCUCUCUCAUCGGACUCCAUUUCAAGAUCAAACCAAUAUAGAUCUGUUUGCAUCUCAGAAACGUUGACAGACAUUUAAACGUUUCCCUGUAAUAUCAUAUUUUACGAAAUCAAGUAACAAAAAGAUAUUUCCAAAGAUGGACGUGAUUCACUCGACUGCACUGAUUUUCACCCAAUCAACCAUUUGGAAGCCAACUAAUGUAAUUCCAUAUACUUAAAACUAUACUGUAUGUUUUAAAAGUAUUCUCUUGUGUACAAUAUUAAAUAAUAGUUUUAUGAAUAAAACGAUCGAAUAAGUAAAA